Messenger RNA from Phycodurus eques (leafy seadragon), 2526 nucleotides. It is a transcript of the gene eno1b, whose product is annotated as enolase 1b, (alpha). Bases 1348 to 2373 code for a protein of 341 amino acids. Lineage: Eukaryota; Metazoa; Chordata; Actinopteri; Syngnathiformes; Syngnathidae. Gene Ontology annotation, cellular component: phosphopyruvate hydratase complex. The record is from RefSeq and is a predicted model, not a curated record. The transcript has 11 exons. Gene Ontology annotation, biological process: glycolytic process. Gene Ontology annotation, molecular function: magnesium ion binding; phosphopyruvate hydratase activity.
CAGGGGAGCUGUACCAAGCGGUGCAUCCACUGGAAUCUAUGAAGCCUUGGAGCUGCGGGAUAAUGAUAAGUCACGCUUCCUUGGAAAAGAAUGAACUGGCCAUAACAUGGAGCCAGCAGACUCAGACCCGGUGCGCAAAGCCCUUCAAGCGCGGGGUCAACACAUAUCGAAGCAGGAUGAGCAGCUUGCUGCCCUCCACCUUCAUCUAAAGGGACUGUUGGAGCAUCAGGACACUAUGAUGAGACAGGUGGCCUCACAGUUUGAAGUUCUAAUGAAUAUGGUUCAGAUGAAGGAACCAGCUGGCAGAGGACCCAAUGCCGCCACUGUACCACCAUUUCCAUGUGAAUCAGUCACCAUGCCGCCACCUGCCACCUCCGCUGCUCUCUGCCCACAGCUCUCUCACUCAGUGCGAACUCCACUUUGAGCUGCAGGCAGCUGCCUUCCCUACCGAGCGGGCAAAGAUCGCUUUUGUCAUUUCCCACCUGACUAGUCGUACGGAGGCGUGGGCUACUGCUGAAUGCAGCCGCAAUUCCACCGCGUGUCAUUCUUGGGCUUCUUUCAUAAAGACUAGGGAGCAAGGUUUUCAGUAUUCAACACCAGAUCGUGAGGCAGCUCGCUCUCUUGUCACCUUACAACAAGGCAAGCGCAGGGUGUCAGAUUACGCGAUUGAGUUUCGCAUUUGAGCAGCUGAGAGUCAGUGGAACAACGGGGCACUACUCGAUGCAUUUUUUCAAGGACUAUCUCCUGCCGUCAAAGAUCAUUUGGUCCCACUAAAACUGCCGACCAACUUGGACACUCUCAUCGCUCUCGCCAUAAAGAUCGACAAAAGGCUUUUGGAUCGCGAGGUGGACGGAGAUCGGCAGAAGGAUGCGCCACCGCGAACUUGGAGGACGAGCCUCGGUGACCAGCCAAACCAAGGCAGAUCCCCUGUUGCCAGUCUCAAUCCACUGGCUAGCGUCACCACGGAUGAUGUUCCGUCUCUCCCCUGAGGAACGUCAACGCCGGCUGCUUGCCAGGUAUGCGCUGAUAACAAGCCCUCUCGUCAACGUCCUUCUGGGGAGUUGCGACUCCGCCAAUACCACAACGUCCUUGGUCAGACAUUUCUGUAGAAUUUGUGACAGGAUUACUGGCCUCUAAAGGAAAUACCACCAUUCUCACAGUUGUUGACAGGUUCUCUAAGAUGGCACACUUCAUUGCACUGCCGAAACUCCCCUCAGCUAAAGAAACUGCCGAGUUGAUGAUAAAUCAGGUGUCUUACAGGCAGUCGAGCACAUUAACUCAUCUAUUGCACCUGCACUUGUUGACCAAGAUGUAUCUGUGGUUGAGCAAGAGAGAAUCGACCAGCUGAUGAUCGACAUGGAUGGCACGGAGAACAAAUCUAAAUUCGGUGCCAACGCCAUUCUGGGUGUGUCGCUGGCUGUUUGCAAGGCAGGUGCAGCAGAGAAAGGAGUCCCUCUAUAUCGUCACAUUGCUGACCUUGCAGGAAACCCCAAGGUCAUCUUGCCUGUGCCGGCCUUCAAUGUGAUCAAUGGUGGCUCCCAUGCAGGCAACAAGCUUGCCAUGCAGGAGUUCAUGAUCCUUCCGGUUGGCGCGGGCACCUUCAGGGAUGCCAUGCGGAUUGGAGCCGAGGUCUACCACAAUCUCAAAAAUGUCAUCAAGAAGAAGUACGGCCAGGAUGCCACCAAUGUGGGAGAUGAAGGUGGCUUUGCUCCAAACAUCCUGGAGAACCAGGAAGCACUGGAGUUGAUAAAGGAGGCCAUUGCUAAAGCAGGAUACACAGACGAGGUUGUGAUUGGCAUGGAUGUGGCAGCCUCUGAAUUCCACCGGGAAGGAAAAUACGACCUGGACUUCAAGUCUCCCGACGAUCCGUCUCGCUACAUCACUCCUGAAGAGCUGGCUGACCUCUACAAGAGCUUUGUGAAGGAUUAUCCAGUGGUGUCCAUCGAGGACCCAUUUGACCAGGACGACUGGGCGGCGUGGAGCGACUUCACCGCCAGCACCGACAUCCAGGUCGUCGGAGACGAUCUCACUGUGACCAACCCGGCUCGCAUCUGCAAGGCUGUGGAGGAGAAGGCCUGCAACUGUCUGCUGCUUAAAGUCAACCAGAUUGGCACCGUAACCGAAUCUAUGCGAGCGUGCAAGAUAGCCCAGGAGAGCGGCUGGGGAGUGAUGGUGAGCCAUCGCUCCGGAGAGACCGAGGACACCUUCAUCGCGGAUUUGGUGGUCGGCCUGUGCACUGGACAGAUCAAGACUGGGGCACCUUGUCGCUCUGAGCGUUUGGCCAAAUACAAUCAGAUUCUCAGAAUUGAAGAGGAGCUGGGAGACAAAGCUUGUUUCGCUGGGAAAAACUUCAGACAACCGUUGGCAGAGUGAAUUUACACCCAACAAAAACCACAGGAAACCCCCCAAAACAUUAUAAACCUAUAGGUGAACUGCUGAAAAUAAAGAUGUUUUUUUUUUUUUUAAUGUGAAGUAAAUUAAGAUUAAGAUGUAGGCUUCUCUUGGCGAUCUAGUUAAUAAAAGACA